UCCUCAUUUGAAGUCAGCAGCGGUUGCUAGCGUAAAAUAUUGUACCGCUACAUUCUAAGCUAUAUAUAGUAUUCGUGUUAUUCUUAUAUUUCGCACUUUCUCUGGCAAGAAAACAACCCUUGUCAACAUGCAUGUGAUAAAGCGAGAUGGGCGCCAAGAGCGUGUCAUGUUUGACAAGAUCACCUCCCGCAUCCAGAAGCUGUGCUAUGGACUCAACUCUGACUUUGUCGAUCCAACCCAGAUCACCAUGAAGGUCAUCCAAGGUCUGUACAAUGGGGUCACCACAGUGGAGCUGGACACGCUGGCUGCAGAGAUCGCUGCCACACUCACCACCAAACACCCAGACUAUGCCAUCCUGGCUGCCCGCAUCGCAGUCUCCAACCUGCACAAGGAGACCAAGAAGGUUUUCAGCGAUGUGGUGGAGGAUCUAUACAACUAUGUCAACCCGCUAAACAAACGGCACUCUCCCAUGGUCGCCAAGGAAACACUCGACAUUGUCCUAGAAAACAAGGACCGCCUCAACUCGGCCAUUAUCUUUGACCGGGACUUCUCCUAUAACUUCUUUGGAUUCAAGACACUUGAGCGGUCCUAUUUGCUGAAAAUUGAUGGGAAAGUUGCUGAGCGACCACAGCACAUGCUCAUGAGGGUGGCAGUUGGGAUUCAUAAGACUGACAUUGAUGCUGCCAUCGAGACUUACAACCUGCUGUCAGAGAAGUGGUUCACCCACGCUUCCCCCACACUCUUCAAUGCUGGCACCAACCGCCCACAGCUGUCUAGCUGUUUCCUGCUGGCCAUGAAGGACGACAGCAUCGAGGGCAUCUACGACACCCUGAAGCAGUGUGCCCUAAUCUCAAAAUCAGCAGGGGGCAUCGGAGUGGCAGUCAGCUGCAUCAGAGCCACGGGCAGCUACAUCGCUGGGACAAAUGGCAAUUCCAAUGGGCUUGUUCCCAUGCUCCGAGUGUACAACAACACAGCACGCUACGUGGACCAGGGAGGCAACAAGAGACCUGGUGCGUUUGCCAUGUACCUGGAGCCGUGGCACUUUGAUGUGUUUGACUUCUUGGACCUGAAGAAGAACACGGGGAAGGAAGAGCAGAGGGCCAGAGAUCUGUUCUACGCCAUGUGGAUCCCUGACCUCUUUAUGAAGAGAGUGGAGAGCAACCAGGACUGGUCCCUGAUGUGCCCCAGUGACUGCCCUGGACUGGACGAGUGCUGGGGGGAGGAGUUUGAGAAUCUCUAUACCAGGUAUGAGCAAGAGGGUCGUGUGAAGCGGGUGGUAAAGGCCCAACAGGUGUGGCACGCCAUCAUUGAGUCCCAGACUGAGACGGGCACCCCCUACAUGCUCUACAAGGACGCCUGCAACAGGAAAAGUAACCAUCAGAACCUGGGAACCAUCAAGUCCAGUAACCUCUGUACCGAGAUUGUAGAGUACACAAGCCAUGAUGAGGUGGCAGUGUGUAACCUGGCGUCAAUCGCCCUCAACAUGUACGUCACCCCAGAGAAAACAUUUGACUUCAACAAGCUGGCCUAUGUCACCAAGGUCAUCGUUAGGAACCUCAACAAGAUCAUCGAGAUCAACUACUACCCUGUGAUCGAGGCUGAGAACUCCAACAAGCGCCACAGGCCCAUUGGUAUUGGUGUCCAGGGUCUGGCUGAUGCCUUCAUUCUGAUGCGUUUCCCCUUUGAGAGUGCUGAGGCCCAAAAGCUCAACACUCAGAUAUUUGAGACCAUCUACUACGCUUCUCUGGAGUCCAGCUGUGAGCUGGCUGCUGAGCUUGGUCCCUACCAAACCUACCCAGGCUCCCCUGUCAGCAAAGGAAUCCUUCAGUAUGACAUGUGGGACAAAACCCCAACUGACCUGUGGGACUGGAAACUUCUCAAGGAAAAGAUUGCCAAGCAUGGUGUCAGGAACAGUUUGCUGCUGGCCCCUAUGCCCACCGCCUCCACAGCCCAGAUCCUGGGCAACAAUGAGUCCAUCGAGCCCUACACCAGUAACAUUUACACCCGCAGAGUCCUCUCUGGGGAGUUCCAGAUUGUGAACCCCCACCUGUUGAAGGACCUAACAGAGCGAGGGCUGUGGAACGAGGAGAUGAAAAACCAGCUGAUUGGUCAGAACGGAUCCAUCCAGGGCAUUGCUGAGAUCCCAGAUGACCUGAAGGAGCUGUAUAAGACUGUGUGGGAGAUCUCCCAGAAGACUAUUCUGAAGAUGGCUGCUGACCGCGGUGCCUUCAUAGACCAGAGCCAGUCCCUCAACAUCCACAUCGCUGAGCCCAACUACGGCAAGCUCACCAGCAUGCACUUCUACGGCUGGAAGCAGGGUCUGAAGACAGGCAUGUACUACCUGAGGACCAAGCCUGCAGCCAACCCCAUCCAGUUCACCUUGAACAAGGAGAAGCUGAAAGAGUCUCUGUCGGUUAAGAACGAGGAGGAGAUCAAGGAGCUCAACAGAGCCGCUAUGGUGUGUUCCCUGGAGAACCGUGACGACUGCCUGAUGUGUGGCUCUUAGACCGGCCCCUAACUCCCUCUCCUAUCCUCACUUUUAGUUAAUUAACUAUUGCGGUGGACCACUGAACUCCUUAAUAUCAUUGAACCCCACGCUGAUUGUCUUUAGGCCAGUUAAUGGCAUAUUUAUCUGCCCUGAUGUCAGAUCAUAGGCUCACGCUUGGGGUUUAUAGAUCAGGCUAUUAUGGUAUUUUUGUGGGCAUGCUACUGUAGCCUAAGUAGUGCUGUACAUGGUGCGCUUUUCUCUGCCUUAUCACAGAUUAUUAACUGUAGGCAGUCUUCUAUUUAUUGCUCUUGGGUACACUGUCUGCUUGAUUUGUAUAGAAUUCUGUGUUUAAAAAAAAAAAAAAUGAAAGUGUGAACUCUAUUGUUAGUAUGUAAAUCUAAGGAUUUCAUCAUUUGAAUUUCAUUCAAGAAGUUAACUUCAAUGGUGUAUUCUUUGUAUUUUACCUGUGGGGUGGGUGCUUUGUAAUUAAGUUUUGACAUUCAUGCAAUGUCCUGUGGUACUUAUGGUAAGGUAUACAGUACUUCAGUGACCAUUUUAGCAUGUAAAUGUUGGUGGGGCAAAAAAAAAA
Oncorhynchus mykiss (rainbow trout) is the source of this 3077-nucleotide messenger RNA. RefSeq names its product ribonucleoside-diphosphate reductase large subunit. Gene Ontology annotation, biological process: deoxyribonucleotide biosynthetic process. The record is from RefSeq and is a predicted model, not a curated record. Gene Ontology annotation, cellular component: ribonucleoside-diphosphate reductase complex. Gene Ontology annotation, molecular function: ribonucleoside-diphosphate reductase activity, thioredoxin disulfide as acceptor; ATP binding. Lineage: Eukaryota; Metazoa; Chordata; Actinopteri; Salmoniformes; Salmonidae.